AAAUGCUUCGAUUAAAGGAAUAAAUAAUUCGCUGUGAAAGAAGUGCUUGAUUUUCAAUGAAAAUUCUUUAUUCCAUAUCGAGAGUAAAUUUGCGCGCGCGAUUUCUAACCUAUAAGUUAAGGAACGAACGAAUUUUUCCCGCGCGAUAAUACUCACGUGUAUAUUCCCGCCAAUGAAUCCUUAUAUAAUCCUUUCAUACAUGCGUUACUUAUCACAGAUUAAAAAACGAUUAGAAGCGAAAACGUAUUUCCACGUUCGAUAAUCAACACUGAACGUUUCCCCACUCGGUUUCCCCGUUGCAAUGCACCUGUUCUUUCGCCGCCAAAAUUUUACAACGAUAGUAUCGAAUUGCAUUAAUCGAAAUAAGAAGUUACGUCGAGUAUUUCGAUUUGGUCUAAGGGCCAAUCAGCGUCGAGGUUUGGCCGUACUAUCGAAAUAUCUCGAAGUAUUUCGAGCAAUCGGCUUUCGCGUCUCGCAAUUCUUAACCACGCUUAGUUUGGGUCGAUUGAAAAAAAGAUAGAGCGAGAAUAUUCCGCCAAAAAUGAAUUCCGGCAUGGUGGAGCACACGAGACUCGGUCAGGAGGAUAUCGAGAAUUCCGAGGAAUUUUCACCGCCAGAGAGGUCAGUCGAUUUAUUCGCUUUUUCUUUCCUAUGAAAUAAUUCGCUUGGAUUAUUGGUCGAACCGUUUGAAAAACGAGAAAUCGACGUUCCUCGCGGCGUACCCUUAUUUUCUUACCUGUUGCUUUUAAGGGGGAGGGGGAUACAGGUGUACGCCCGCACUAGCGCGUACCAAGUAAGGUUAAAAACCUUUGCUUCACGUUUUUACUCUCUCCGAAUAGAAAGGAAUUUCGAUAUAAAGAAUCUUUGGGUAUCGAGUUCGUUCCUUUGCGAAAAGUGCGACCGUUAUCCCGUAGUUUACGUUUAAAUUUCAUCGGGAUUACGUGCACUGUGUGACCUCUGAAAAAAUGCAUUUAUUUUUAAUUCACGCUUCGAAUUAUUUUAUUCGUUCGUUCGAUGAGACAUACGAUCCCUUUGGACCGAUCGUUCUAUCCCUCUCGACGUAUCCCGAUCGUACUGCGAUAUUCUCUUGAUGUAUCUGUGACUUGUACGUUUCUAUAAAUCGCGCUCGCGAGUACCCAUAUUAUUGACCUUUUUUUUUUCUAUUGUUGUCAACUCAUUGUGUACCGGGAUACAGUUCACUUCGGUCGUAUCAGAUGUGUCUGAGCUUUUCCUUUUCUAAACAGCCUUUCGUUACUUUCAAGUGAAACUCUACGAGCUUAAGAUGAGCCAACAAACGUCCUCUUCACCAUGGUGGAGCAGUAAACGAGUACGUAUGGAUGAUGGCUGUAAUAACUUAAAUAGCACAUUUAAUAGUACGUCAAAGAAUAGUACAAGAUGGUCUUACACUGCCGAUAGUAGUCUCGUCGAGCCAGAAAUAUUAGAAGACAUGGGUGUUAGUAUGCUGGAGGACGAAGCAAUCAACUGUGAUAACGUUAACAAAGUACAGUCGCCGGAUUGUAUUAUUCCGCUAAAUAAUGCGGAUAAUAAUAAACGGUUACCAUUGAAUGAUAACGGCAUUUACGAAUCGGAAGAGAAACCUCUGUACAGAGAUUCUAGUUUUGAAACUGCCAGUAUCGAAAGGCUAGAACAGGAUCCGUAUGAUAUGGACAAUCCAUGCAAUUAUGGACAUACGAAUGAAUCUGGUUAUGGUUCAAGGGUGGAGGUUGAAGCAUUUGGAGAUACUAAAGAUGACUAUGGUAAAGAAAAAUUAAAUGCUUCCUCAAAUAAGGAUAGUUUAGAUCAUUUUUACUUGUAUAGAAGGAAAAGAAAAUUGUCGCAUGGAGGAGACGACGAAUUCAACAAACUAUCCGAUGAAAUGAUUUUAAUGAUAUUCAGAUGGUUACCUAAGAAAUGCUUGGUACGUUGCAUGUUAGUUUGUAAAAGAUGGUGCCAAAUAGCACGAGACGAAGCGUUAUGGAGUAGACUGGAUUUAGGUAGUAAAGUUUUAAACGAAGGAACGCUGGAACAUAUAUUGCCACGCGGCGUUCAAAUUUUAAGGCUUGCUCAGGCUGAAAUUGCAGAUCCUAUAUUUAAAGACAGCACUGAAGUUUUAAGUAGUAAUUAUGUCUGUAAACUACAAUAUUUGGAUCUUUCUAUGGCAGUAAUAUCGGCGGACGGUUUAGCAAAUUUAUUAUCUAAAUGCAAAUAUUUAAAAAAAUUAUCCUUGGAAAGUUGUAUUUUGAAUAUGGCAUGCUGUAAUGCGAUAAGUUUAAAUAUUGACAUGACGGUGUUGAAUUUAGCUAUGUGCGAAGGGCUAGAUCUUGAAUGUGUUACAGAUUUAAUUAAACUUAGAAGCUUAACUGUUCUCAAUGUGGCAUGGUGUUCGUUGGAUGCAGAGUCUGUCUCUCUGUUGUGUAAAUCACUUCCGCCUUCCCUUACACGCUUGAAUAUAUCCGGAUGCCGAAAAACUAUGACAGACGAUAAUAUCAAAGAUUUGGUCAAAUCUUGUCCGGAGAUCGUAGAAUUAGAUUUAAGCGAUUGCACGCUACUUACCAUGAAUACAGUUCCUAAUCUUUUAAAUUUUUCUAAAUUGGAACACUUGUCGUUAAGUCGCUGUUACAGUAUACCACCGUCAACUUAUAUUAGAUUAGCUUAUAUGCCAUGUCUGAUGUAUUUGGAUGUAUUUGGUUUGAUGUCGGAACCAAUGCUAAAAUCUGUACAAUCUAAUUGUGGGGAAACUGAAAUUAAUAAGUUCCUAUACAGUUCUGUCGCAAGACCAACAGUUGGCGUUCGAAGAACAAGUAUCUGGGGUCUUAGAGUUCGAGACUGAGAUCGAUAAAACGGUGAUACAAUUAUAUAAUUCUAGCAGAAAGUCAAUGUUACGAAUAACACGAUAAAGUUAAUAUGAAAUUGUAUAGAAGGUUUUAUUUUUAUAGUAAUACUGGCCUUCGUUGUGAGACUGAUCAUAUUAUUAAAAAAAAAAAAAAAUAAAUAAAUAAAUAAAUAAAUAAAUAAAAAAGAUAAAAAAGAAGAAGAAAAGAAAAAAAAGAAACUAAUAUGAUAAGCACGCUUAUUCGAAUCACUAACUGUACGUAAUUCACUAAUUCAGAUCUCUUUCUCAGAUGUCCCUUUUUUUAAGGUGAACUACAUCUUCAUUUUAGUAUUACUAAAAUUAGAUUAUAUAUAUUUUGCAUAAUAGGGGAUGCUCUGUAUAUAACAAUUCAUGAUUUACUGUAUGCUCAUAUAUAUGUGUUUAUAUAUAAAUAUGCGGCAUACAGGUGUUCAUCAAGUGUGAUCGUAUUUAACUAAUAAUUAUUGUAUUGUAUGGUAUGCAUUGUAAAAGAAUAAAAGAUUUAUAUAAUUUUA
Messenger RNA from Vespula pensylvanica (western yellowjacket), 3366 nucleotides. RefSeq names its product S-phase kinase-associated protein 2-like (gene Skp2). Gene Ontology annotation, cellular component: SCF ubiquitin ligase complex. The coding region runs from base 1283 to 2830 and encodes 515 amino acids. Lineage: Eukaryota; Metazoa; Arthropoda; Insecta; Hymenoptera; Vespidae. The transcript is spliced from 7 exons. The record is from RefSeq and is a predicted model, not a curated record. Gene Ontology annotation, biological process: SCF-dependent proteasomal ubiquitin-dependent protein catabolic process. Gene Ontology annotation, molecular function: protein binding.